GCCAUCACCCAGCUGUGACAUCGACAGGUUGAAAUUGGAAGCGUCGUACCGAGAUGAGCGCCUCCCCUCCCUAUACAAUUGACUGGUACGAUGGUUAUUUGCCAAUGUUCCCUCUCGAGUUCGACUCCUCAGAUCGUGAUAAAGUCCUUGAGCACUGUGACAUGCUUAAACGUCUCCGUCGACAAGCGUACCUGAAUCCCGUUCAUCCUGGUCUCCCUUUCGAAGCUGUUUUUCCCGCUCGACAGGCAUCGCAUAGUCCUGACCAUCGUCCGUUACCUCCGUUUGUUCUCAAAGGAGGGAGAUUCCGGCUAGUCCUCUGGGUUGCCGAUGUGAAGGAGAUAGAGGGAUCGGAAUCUUUAGGCCGCGUCGUUUUGAAGCUGUUUCAGGAUUCGCUUAUGCCACUUCCCGAGCUGUUUAACAAUGGUGCCAUCCAAUAUAUGUCUCCCAGGGAACUAGCAGGCGUUGAGGAUCUGGUAUACAACGCGCUCGAAGGCAUACAGGGCACAGUCAUUCCUUAUUAUUACGGAAAGUAUAAGUUCCUGAUGCUUAAUGGCAAGUCGACGAGAGCAAUUAUCCUGGAAUACAUCGAAGGAACAACACUUGCCGAUAUUCACGAGAAGUAUAAUCCCCACGGUCCUCUGGAGAGCGAGGUCUUGACAUCAACAGUCGAUAAUGAUUGGUUGCAGAGAAUGAAAGAAUUGUACAUUCCAAUUUUGAAGGGAAUAAAGGAAAUAAACACGCGUCAAGUCGUCAUCCCUGAUACUAGGCCAGAAAAUAUCAUAGUAACCUCUACUGAGCCAAAACGAGCUAUCUUCGUAGAUUUUGGACAGGCUCUGCUGAGGGUACCUCCUAAUAUUGUCGCCGAAUACGGGAAUGACUACCUUGUCGUCUCCCUGCUGACGGAUUGCUGCCCCGAGCAUAAGGAGGAUAUCAUGAGGUGGGCGAAGGAGACCUUGGACGUCAGCUUACAGUAUCCAGACUUUGUUUUCGCUCGACUGCUGAAGAAUCCUUGAUGUGAUAUACUUAUUCCUCCCACUGGGCAUGAGCGCCAAGACAGUCAGACGAUACGAGGAGUUUUCACUUCGGGGAUUUCCCUCCGUCAUGUUGAGCCCCUAGCAUAAAACAUCAUAUAGAAUGUACAUUUCCCCGAGUUUUGCUUCUGAUCAUCUAAGAUAAAACGACUUCUUGCCACGUGUUCACCAUGAAAACUCCACGUAACAAAUGAUAUAUAGCGCGUCAAGCUUCAAUCAGUUGCCGCUGGAAUUGACUUGGCUGGUCCAGAAGCGGUUGGAUAUCUCAGUGGUAGCUGCGGGUGUAGCUGAGAUCGCAGGAAAACUGUCCGAAUGCGCAUGCGGACCAAAUGGAGUCGCCGAGCGAAUUCUUCCCUUGUUGGCUGGCGUUUAUCAGAGCUCGCCGUCAUCAGCAUAAGGAGGAUAUCGAGUCCUGGACAAAAUUCAUUAAGCUCAAGUCAAGGUCGCGAGGCAGGAAGAGCUAGGAAGCG
Molecule: messenger RNA, 1501 nt
Organism: Desarmillaria tabescens
Lineage: Eukaryota; Fungi; Basidiomycota; Agaricomycetes; Agaricales; Physalacriaceae
Exons: 4
Coding region: 54-1013 (319 amino acids)
Biological process (GO): protein phosphorylation
Molecular function (GO): protein kinase activity; ATP binding
Source: RefSeq, a predicted model, not a curated record